AUGAAAGAAAAAAAUACUCUCAUCCCUGGAUAUGAAGCAAAAUUAUUGUCUGAAUAAAGUGAAUUAAAUUUUUUAAGUUCAAGGGUGAACUACAGUAAAUCAAUAUUUCCAAAGACAUCCCCAUUUUAAGCUGAUUUUUAUUUUUUUCCUACAAACGAGAAAAAGCAGUUCAAUUAUGAAAAGAAAAAUGAAUUUGUGAGGAAAUUUGUAGAUAACAUGUUAGAUCUAAUAUGGAAAGUGAAAAAAAUAAAAAAUUUUCAUUUGACCUUAAUAGGAGACUAAGGGUCUUCAGAUGAAUUUAUUUAAAAAAAAAAGUCAUCCACGUUUACUUAAUUAAAUCAAAAACACUUAAGACUUAUUUUAGAUUUAGAAUAAACAAUAAAGAAUAAGGUGGAAAAACUACCUUUAAUACAUCCUGGUUAAUAUAUAAAAGUUAUUUGGGAUAUAGUAGCUGUAAUUGCAAGAUUAUAUUUUUUGUAUAUAAUCCCUAUUGAUUUAGCUUGGGUUACUUAAUAAUUUAUAUUUCAUGAUUUUAAAUACAUUUCAAUACUGUUUCUGCUUAUUUUAAUUUUUGAUUUGUUAAUUAGUUUAAAUACAGUUUACUUUUAAAAUGGAGAAGCUGUUACAUCUAGAAUUAUGAUUGUGAAACACAGUCUUUAUAACACCUAUGGAUUAUAGUGGUUAUCAGUAUUUUAAUUAUUAAUUUAUUUCAUAAUUGACAGAUAUAUAAAUAUAUCAUUAGAUAUUGAUAAUAAUGUAAUAAAUAUAGGUUUGCUAAUAUUUUUAGUUCAUCAUAAAACAAUAAUAAAUUAUGCAAAAAAUUAUGAGGAAGGAUUAAAUAUCUCUAAAAAAACAUCAUCUAUAUUUGCUUUAUUUAAAUUGAUAGCUUUUUUAUUUUAUGUGAUUCAUUUAUUUUCUUGUUUUUGGUUUUGGGUAAAUUAUUAAUAAUAAUUUAGGUUGGAAGAUAUAGUAUCGAGAAUUAUGAUGGAAAGAGUUGGAUUAUGUCAACUAAUAUGUUUGAAUAGCAUUGGAAUACAUAAUAUCUUUAAUCCUUUUAUUAUACAGCAGUAACAAUCUUCACAGUUGGAUAUGGAGAUGUAACUCCAUAAUCUAACAUAGAGAAAGUAGUGACUAUUGUGUUAAUAAUGAUAUCUAGUAUUUAGCUUCCUUAUAGUGUUAAUACAGUUGGAAAUAUAAUUACAGAAAUGACAGCAUUUUCAGAAGAAAGAAAAAGGAAGUUAAGGAUUAUCAAUUCUUAUAUGAAUAAGGGUAGGAUGUCAACUGGUUUAUAAAUGUAAAUCAGAUAAUAUCUUACAUAUUAUUGGGAAAACAUAGUUAUAUCUUAAUCUGAAGAAGAGAAAGAGAUAAUCGAUAGUUUAUCUGAGUUUUUGAGACAAUAAUUAAUUACUGAAGCUCAUUAGAAAAUAUUUGAUUAAUGCACAUUGUUUAAGAUACCAUUUAGUGAAUUAUUCAAACAACAAUUAAUUAAAGAAGUAGAGGAAGUGCUUCUUACUCCUGAAUAAGACUUAAAAUCAGCAAAUGAUAUUUUUUUGUAUUAUAUAGAAGAUGGUUCAAUUUAAAUUUGUUUAUAAUAAGGUAGAAAGAUUAAUUUAGGAGUUGUUAAUAAAGGAGCUUCAAUAGGUAUAAAGAACUUUAUAAUGGGAACUGAGUCUUUAGAGACCUAUAAAAGUGUUGGAUUUACGAAGGCAAUGGUUUUAAAAAGGAAAAACUUUCUUAAAAUAUUAUAAGAGCACCCAGAUGAUUAAGAAUUAUUUUGUGCUGUAAGAGAUAAAAUGGUUUUAUAUUAAGAUGAUUAAUAUUUUACUGUUUCUUGUUUUUCAUGUGGAAAGGAAUCUCAUAAAUUAAUUGAAUGCCCAUUAAUUAAAUUUGUACCAAAUAAGGAAUUUAUUAUUAAAAAAUAUCUUUUUCCCCAAAAAUAAUCUAGCAAACCAUAUGUAAGAACAAAAAAAAAAACAAAAUCAUUAAUCCUAGAUAAAAAAAGACUUGAAUAGUCAGCUCUUUUAAUCUAAAAAGAAGAUCCUAUUUUAUUUUAGUUAUAUAAAUUUGAUAAUAUGUAUAAUAUAGAUGAAGAAUAAUAAUAAAAACGAAACAUAAGAUUAGCAACUUCAUUUUAACACAUUGAUAAUUAAAAUCCAUAAAUUAAAAAGAGAGAGAGAUAUUUUUCAAUAUAAGAUUAGAAUUAAAAAAUAAUUAAAAAAAAAUUUUAGCGUCUUGUCAAUAAAUUGAUAUCAAUAAAUAAAAUAUAUCCUUAUUUUUUAAUUUAAACAUAUGUUCAAUAUGAAAAAUAGAUUGAAUAACGAUAAAUUAAUAUGACCUUAUAAAUUUUGGAAUAAAGAUGUAAGAAUAUUCUAUAAUUUGAUAACAAACAGUUUUAAAAAUAUUCUAGUGAUAUGUCAUUAAUUAUAUAAAAAUUAUCAAAUAAAUAGUAUAUUGAUGAUUAAGAUUUUGAAAGUCCAUAAACAUUUAAGUUUUAUUUUAGAAAAGAUAAUUUUUCAGUGGUCAAAUAGAAAAAUUUUCUCUAAAAUUUAAGUAUUUUAAAAAAGUUUAUCUAAUAUGUCCAAUACCCAGGAGAUUUAAUUAGAUAAUUUAACUUAACUUAAAUUGGAUUUUUCUUAUUAAUGAGUAGAAGAAAGCCAGUGAUAUGUUUUUCAGCUGACCAUAUUAUAAAAUGA
Messenger RNA from Paramecium sonneborni, 2693 nucleotides. Lineage: Eukaryota; Ciliophora; Oligohymenophorea; Peniculida; Parameciidae. The record is from the annotation of a GenBank genome assembly.